AUGAGUGAGCACGGGGCUAAUAAAGUAUCUCUUCAUCCAGAACAAAAGAAAUGGAAGGCUCCAAAGGGACCAAAACCAAUCCAACAUAAAAAUAAAAAUGUAAUUGGAUUAGGUAGAUCAAUUGCUAAUCAACGUAGACAAGAAAAUCAAAUUCAAUAUUUACCCGAUGGAGAAAUGAGAUUCACUACGGAUAAAAAGGAAGCUGAUUGGGUGAAAUUAAGAUCUGUUACUCAAGAAACUGCGUUAGAUGAAUUUUUGAAUACUGCUACUCUUGCUGAUACUGAUUUUACUGCUGAAAAAGGUCAACAAGUUAAGAUUAUUAAAGUUGGAAAUACAAGUAUUGUAAAUCAAUCUGGUCUUUUAACUGGUGAAGAAAUGAUUGCAAUGAGACAAAAACAUUUGGUAUUUGAAAAUAAAUUAACUAUUCCAAAACGACCUAAAUGGACUAAAGAUCAAUCCAAACUUCAAAUUGAUAGACAAGAAAAUUUAGCAUUUUUAGAAUGGAGAAGACAAUUAGCAGCAUUAACUGAAAAUAACGAUUUAUUAUUAACUCCAUUUGAAAGAAAUUUAGAAGUUUGGAAACAAUUAUGGAGAGUGGUUGAAAGAUGUGAUUUAAUUGUACAAAUUGUUGAUGCUAGAGACCCGUUGGCAUUCAGAUGUAUUGAUUUAGAAAGAUAUGUAAAUGAUUUAAGUGAACCUGAACAUAACAAAACUAAAAAGAAUUUAUUAUUGGUGAAUAAAGCUGAUUUAUUAACUAGAAAUCAACGUCUUGCUUGGUCAGAAUAUUUCAAAAUUAAAAAAAUCAAUUUCGUAUUCUUUUCAGCUGCGAAAGCAAAUGAAUUAUUAGAAAAGGAAAAAGAAGAAUUAGAAAUGUUACAACGUGAUCCAGACUAUGUCCCAACAACGGUUACCUCAGAACCAGAAGAAAUUGAGACCAAUGAUUCUAUUCGAAUUUUAAAAAUCGAAGAAUUAGAACAAUUAUUCAUGCAAGAAGCCCCCAAAUUCGACCAAGACCCAGAAUUCCCCGACAGAAAACUUCAAAUCGGGUUAGUAGGAUAUCCUAAUGUCGGUAAAUCCUCCACCAUCAAUGCAUUAGUCGGUUCCAAAAAAGUCUCCGUUUCUUCCACCCCGGGGAAAACCAAACAUUUCCAAACCAUCCAUCUUUCCCCCGAUGUCCUUCUUUGUGAUUGUCCCGGUUUAGUAUUCCCAAAUUUCGCAUACACCAACGGUGAAUUAGUAUGUAAUGGUGUCCUUCCAAUUGAUCAAUUACGUGAACAUAUCCCCCCAACCUCACUUGUUUGUCAACGUAUUCCCAAAUUCUUCUUGGAAGCAGUAUAUGGUAUCCACAUCCCCAUUCAAAAAAUCGAAGAUGGUGGGAAUGGAGAAUAUCCUACCGCUAGGGAAUUAUUGAAUGCAUAUGCUAGAGCAAGAGGAUAUAUGACCCAAGGGUUUGGAUCGGCCGAUGAACCUAGAGCUUCGAGAUAUAUUUUGAAAGAUUAUGUUAAUGGGAAAUUAUUAUAUGUAAACCCACCUCCAAAACAAACUGGUGAUGAUGAAUGGACUAUACCUUUAUUAGAAGAAUGUCGUGAAUUUAAUCGAGAAUUAUAUAAUUUACAUAAUUUACCUGAAACUAGACAACAACAAAUCAUGGCUGCUAUUCAACAUAAAGGUAUAAAUCUUGAUGAGUUUGAAUUAUCCAAAGAUUUAUCAAGAUUGAAUUUCUCAAUGCAUAUAGGUGGUGCAACAGCUACACAAGAUGGUAGUGGUAGUAGUGAAAAACCAAAAACGUUGUUUUAUGGUGGGAAACAAGCUGGGUUGGAAAGUGCCGGGGAUGAUUUAGAUCGGGAAUUUUUUAAGAUGAAUGGUGUACAAGGGAAAUUUCUUAGUCCGUUUCAUAAAAAGGAAGGAGAGUCCGGGAAGAAUAAGAAACAUAAUAAAAAGAAUAAGAAACAGGAUAAGAAAGUUAGAGUUGUUGGUUAUUGA
Molecule: messenger RNA, 1983 nt
Organism: Hemisphaericaspora subhashii
Lineage: Eukaryota; Fungi; Ascomycota; Pichiomycetes; Serinales; Debaryomycetaceae
Product: putative GTPase
Exons: 1
Coding region: 1-1983 (660 amino acids)
Biological process (GO): ribosomal subunit export from nucleus
Cellular component (GO): cytosol
Molecular function (GO): GTP binding; GTPase activity
Source: RefSeq, a predicted model, not a curated record